AUGUUCGAAUGUGUAGGGCGUAGCCUCAGCCUCAGCAACGGUAUCGGCGGCUUCCAUCGCGGCCUGGAAGGCGAAGAAUGCGUCUACGGGGCGGCCGAGGGCGAGACGGUCCUGCUCUCCCUCAAGAAGAAGCACGGCGCCCUCGAGGGCGAGAACGGCAAGUACAAGGAGCUUCUCACCCUGCUUCGCACCAAGCCCGACGACGAGGCCCACGAGAUCCUCCGCCGCAUCAGGAGUGCCGACGAGCCGCUGCUGGUGCUCGUGGAGAUUAGGCACGCCGAGCUGCUCCUCGCCGAGCCGUCGCCGACCAGCGAGAGGGCCUCCCACGACGACAGGCUGCUGCGACUGGACCAGGAGGCCCACGACAGCAGCGUCAUCAAGGUUCCCGCGAAGCCGUGGACCGUCGUGGCCGACGAUGGCCUCGUGUCCGAGCUCAUCACGGAGUACUUUACCUGGGACCACGCGUAUCUGCUGCCGUCUGUCGACCGAGACGUCUUCCUCCAGGAGAUGAGGGGCCGCGAUCCCUCGACGGCACGGUGGUGUUCUCCUCUUCUCGUCAAUGCCAUUUGCGCUCAUAAAUCCCAAGUCGUCGAACGAGCACGGCUCUUUGGCGCCAUGACACGACAAGACAUGACUGAGCGCUUCCUCUAUGAGGCCAAAAGCCUUCUCUACUGUGAACAGGGCCGCGCCUCCAUCCCCACAGCCCAGGCUCUCAUGCUCAUGUUCCUCACGACCACCUGCCUCGGGAGGGACCGAGCCGGCCGCAUAUACCGCCACCACGCCAUCGACAUGAUUCAGCGGCUGAAGAUUGAGGCCAAGUACACUGCGCUACUCGAGGAUUCGCAUGACGAUCCGAGGGAGAGAAGGCUGCUCGCCAAGGCGCUCUGGGGGCUGUUUGUAUUUGAGUCCCGCUCCUCCUUCUUCUACUUUGAGCCCUCGCAGAUUCCGCCUCCGCGAAUCCCCCAGCCUUUCACCGAGGGCGAGUCUUCCCAGCAUCGGCCGUGCGGCAACAUCGACGUCCUGGGGCGGCCGUUUGAGGAGUCGCCCUGUCUGGUGCCUCACGUCCCGGGCAUCAACGCCGCGGCGUGCUCACUGUCGGAGCUGUUUUAUGAAAUCAUGACACACAACGUCAGCGAUGACACGGCGUGGGGGGGCGAGACCGAUUUGCGGAUCCAGAAAAGGCUGUACUCGAGGCUGAAGCGGAUGACGGAGGCGUGGCCCAGGAGAUUCUAUGUCGAGAACAACGUUUCUCCCGGCACGUGCUUUCUCAGAAUGCACGAAAAUGAGGUGGGCUUCGGCAUCGUCCAGGUGACGAGACAUGAGGCCCUCUUCGAAACCCCAGCCAGCCAACCCGGCACCACCAUUGGAGAUCUGUGCCUUCACCACUGCUCAUCCGUCUCCAAAACCAUCGAGGCCUACCUCGCCCGGUGGCCUUUUGACUCGCUACUGUGGCGCCACCUCUACCUAUCCAUGCAGCCUCUGGUCCUCAUGUUCGACAACCCCAUCGCCGUCGACAUCUUCACCAAGAACUGCAUGAUGAUGCGCUACGGCUGCCGCACGUUCCGCGUGUGUGGCCACCUGAUUCAGGCCACACAAGCCUUUGCCUGGGCCAUCAACCAGCCCAUCCCGGACAGCGCCCUCCCCUACCUCGAGGGCUGGACCAGGGAGGAGGCCAAUGGCGAGGAUCUGCCUGUCAGCUUCGCGCUGCCGCAGCAGGACGACGUUAAGGACUUGCUGGCAGCGAACUUGGCCGGGACCGACAACGAAGAGGAUCAGCUCGGCGCUUUGCUCAAGAGAUGGGCACUCGAGUAG
This is a messenger RNA of Hirsutella rhossiliensis, 1812 nucleotides long. Its product is annotated as C6 transcription factor. The coding region runs from base 1 to 1812 and encodes 603 amino acids. Lineage: Eukaryota; Fungi; Ascomycota; Sordariomycetes; Hypocreales; Ophiocordycipitaceae. Gene Ontology annotation, molecular function: DNA binding; zinc ion binding. The record is from RefSeq and is a predicted model, not a curated record. The transcript is spliced from 5 exons. Gene Ontology annotation, biological process: DNA-templated transcription.